Emiliania huxleyi CCMP1516 is the source of this 2241-nucleotide messenger RNA. RefSeq lists its product as hypothetical. The coding region runs from base 1 to 2241 and encodes 746 amino acids. The transcript is spliced from 2 exons. The record is from RefSeq and is a predicted model, not a curated record. NCBI's taxonomy places the organism in Eukaryota, Haptophyta, Isochrysidales, Noelaerhabdaceae.
AUGCAUGUUCCCUAUAGGCAAAACGUGCCGCGAUUUGAGUCUUGGAAUGCGAUGCCGAGGACGCGCACGACGCGCGUUCUUGCCGUCGGCCAAGGCACUACGGGCACCCACACUAUAUUCAACGCGUUGUGCGCGCUCGGGGUACCCAGCGUCCACUACCGGCAAGAGUGCAACACCGGUUCGCCGUGCCGCUACACAAAGGAUCGCUCGCUCGCGGGCGCCGUCAAACAUGUCCCUCAUGUUUGCGGAGCGGAGGGCCUUGAGCUCUACGAGUCAAAAAAUGUCGUCCGCAUGCGUGCGAUGUACGAUGCGGCCAAGGAGUUCGUGGCCAACAAAAGAGACUGCACGAGGGCCCGGCACCAGCACCUGUGCAACGUGACGGGCAACGAAUGGGCUGCGGCUGCGCGGGCGACUGUCUCCGCCUUGGCGAGGGACCAGUUGAGCCUGACGGACUCGCCAUACGCGCAGAUGCCAAGCCUGCUGCUCAGCCUGCCUGAGCUUGUCAACACGAGCCUUUAUGUCAACUCGUUGCGAACAAACGCGACCGAGUGGGCGACCUCGAGGGUUCGCGAGCACAACAGCAGCAUCAUGUGCAGGCAGGAGGUCUUCCCGAAUGGGGACCGCCUCGACUUGCACGCGUGCGCCGAGGCAUGUGGGCCCAACGUGUUUGGGGACUGCCUCGUCAGAUACGACGAUAUGCCGCUGGAGGCGCUCGCGGGAGCUUACGAGCGCAGCGCCUCCCGGCUCCGCUCGUCGCUCCAGAAGCUCCCGUGGCAACGCCGUGUGCUGACGGUCGACAUGUUUACCACCCGCAUCGACACCAAGAAGGUCUCCGACCUCAUACAGCAGGCACAUUCUCGCAGCCAGUGCGCAGGGACGGCGUGCAUUAAUGGCAGGGGUAGCUCGUUGUCGGUCGCCUCUCACAACGUCCUGAUGACAUGCGCCGGCGCUGACGACGAGGCCGUGGGCUGCGCAGCCCUCUGGCCUCCGACCCCGCCCGACUUGGCGCGGUCGGGCGGCUUUCAGGGAGGGCAGAGCCUCCUCACGAGCGGCAACCAGCUCGAGCAUCCCCCGCGCGCCAUUGUGGUCACCAUCUUUAAGAAGACCCGCCUGGCCACGCUCGUGCAGUUCCUCGAGUACUACCGCCUCAUCGGCGCGAGCCGCGUCGUGUUGGUGGACAACAACUGCGGCUACGAGACGGGGCGCGUCAACCGCAUACUAGCACCGUACAUCCACGGCGGUUUUGUCAAACUCAUGACCGAGUAUCGCUGCCUCAAGCCGGGCGAGCGCACUGCCGAGGGCGACGUCUUUGCCGAGACGACGGUCAUGCGGUGGGCGGCGUCCAAAUCAGCGCGCGCUGGCGACCUGGUGCUCUUCCUGAGCGACGACGAGUUCCUGGUGCUCAAGGACCCGGCCUGGAGCCUCCCAAUGCUCGCCCGCCAGAUGCACGCGGAGCGGGUCUGCGCUGUGCACGUGCCGUGGAAGCAGUUCGGCUCUGGUGGCCACCGCUGCCAGCCCGACGGAAGCUUGCUGCGCAACUUCCAGUCGCGAGGCCCGCUCCUCCACGAGCUGACGCCGACGGACGCGGACGCAAUGCUCGAGGACGCGCACAAUGCGAAGAUCAAUCCGCCCUUCAAAGGUAAGCCCCUCUUCUUGUGGCAGCUGUCGAAGACUUGCGCGACGCACCUCUGCUCCGACGGCUGCGACUUUGCCGAUUUCACCGUCUGUGGCUACCCCAAUGGUACCUUUGACAACCGCUCGGUCGGAACCAAAAGCUCCGAUCAGGCCACAAAGCUGACGCGCUCUGCGGUGUGCCCCCCUUUGCUUCGGAACCAGAUGGUAGGCACAUUCAUCAACCACUAUGCCUACCAGAGCGCAGCAGCGUGGGAGGAAAAGAAGGAGAGGGGGCGAGUGUCCGACCUGGUGGACCGCAGGGGCCCCGUUCCCUUUGAAUACAAUGCUCUGGUCGACGGUGCCGGCUUCAGCAAGACCUCCGAGCGCAUCUCGCUCCUCUCGCCGGCGAAGCCAUCGCUGCAGUCCUGUCUCCGGCGCCUGCUCGCCGACGGCGUCACCACGUCGAGAGAGCUCCUCGCGACGGGGCAAACGGAUCGCCUCGGGCCAACGCUGCCUGCCUUUCACCAGGUGGCCGAGGGUGGCCGAGGUGAGAAACGCCACGAGAUCAAGAAGGACGCCGGAGGAGAGGAACGCCACAAGAUCAAGAAGGCAGCACCCUGCCCUUGA